This is a messenger RNA of Salarias fasciatus (jewelled blenny), 852 nucleotides long. RefSeq names its product homeobox D11a (gene hoxd11a). Gene Ontology annotation, biological process: anatomical structure development; regulation of transcription by RNA polymerase II. Gene Ontology annotation, cellular component: nucleus. The record is from RefSeq and is a predicted model, not a curated record. The coding region runs from base 16 to 852 and encodes 278 amino acids. Gene Ontology annotation, molecular function: DNA-binding transcription factor activity, RNA polymerase II-specific; RNA polymerase II cis-regulatory region sequence-specific DNA binding. Lineage: Eukaryota; Metazoa; Chordata; Actinopteri; Blenniiformes; Blenniidae. The transcript is spliced from 2 exons.
AGGGGAAGAAGAGAUAUGACGGAAUACGAUGAUCGCGGCUGUGCGUCAAAUAUGUUUUUACCGAGCUGCACUUAUUACGUUUCGACGCCCGAUUUUACAUCAGUCUCCUCCUUUUUACCGCAGACGACUUCGUGUCAGGUUAAUUUCCCGUAUUCUUCAAACAUAACCCAAGUCCAACCUGUUCGAGAAGUCGCUUUCAGGGAUUAUGGACUGGACCAUCCCAAAUGGCACUACAGGGGCAAUUACGCGUCUUACUACUCAACGGACGAGAUAAUGCAUCGGGACUUGAUCCAGUCCUCGGGCAGCAGGGCGGAUGUGAUAUUCAAAAACGAGUCCUUGUACGGCCACCACGGGGGGACGAGCUCGCCGUGCAAUUUCUUCGCCAGCGUCGGCCGGAACGGGGUUCUUCCCCAGGGCUUCGACCAGUUUUUUGACACUCCCAACUCGGACAAGCCCAACGCGGAGCCCCCCAAACAAAAGACAGACUCUGCCGCUCCCGGUGAUGCUGCCAACAGCGAUCAGGCGUUAACCAAACUGGAGCAGCACGGCGCUGACCCGACCGGGAGCGUCGACGAGGACUCGUCCUCCAACUGCGGCGACAAGAGCAACCAACAAAGUUCAUCCACCAAGUCCAGGAAGAAGAGGUGUCCCUACUCCAAAUACCAAAUCCGAGAACUUGAACGAGAGUUUUUCUUCAACGUGUACAUUAACAAAGAGAAGCGACUUCAGCUGUCCAGGAUGUUAAACCUGACUGAUCGGCAGGUGAAGAUUUGGUUUCAGAAUAGAAGAAUGAAGGAGAAAAAGCUCAACCGUGAUCGCCUUCAGUAUUUCACUGGAAAUCCUUUAUUCUGA